Erigeron canadensis is the source of this 1216-nucleotide messenger RNA. RefSeq names its product probable glycosyltransferase At5g25310. The transcript has a single exon. The record is from RefSeq and is a predicted model, not a curated record. Lineage: Eukaryota; Viridiplantae; Streptophyta; Magnoliopsida; Asterales; Asteraceae. Gene Ontology annotation, molecular function: glycosyltransferase activity. The coding region runs from base 45 to 1103 and encodes 352 amino acids.
CAUUCCUCCCUCCCUCCCUCCUUCCAUUCUCCCUUUUUUUUCCUAUGGCCACCACAUCCUUCAUCUUUCUUCUCAUUUCAUUUCUCACCAUCACCACCCAUGGCCAUUCCAACCACCCCACCACCACCUCCGUCUAUCUCUCACCAUCACCCAAAUCCCUCUUCUCAAACUACAACAAAAUGCUCAAUUUUUUCAAAAUAUAUAUCUAUCCAUCACAUAAUCAUACUUCAACACCUCCUCUAAUUUACACCACCCCACAAGAAUCCCAAUUUUACAACUCUCUUAUCAAGUCCCCUUUCAUCACCCAAGACCCAACUCAUGCUCACCUAUUUUUCCUCCCUUUUCCUUCCUCUUCCUCCACGCGCUCCAUCGCGCGUUUAAUUAAAAACAUACGAACCACUUUCCCUUAUUGGAACCGUACACUUGGUGCUGAUCACUUUUACCUCUCAUCCACUGGCGUUGACUCUUCAUCUGACCGUAACAUAGUCGAACUUAAAAAGAAUUCUAUUCAGAUCUCUUGUUUCCCUACCAUGCCCGGUUUUUUUAUUCCUCACAAAGACAUAACACUUCCACCAGUUCACCGGUUUCAAUUAAUUAACCCGGUUAACGAUACGGUCACGAUAUCGUUAACCGGUUACUUGAAACUAAAUAAACCAGUCCCGUUAAGUUUAAUUGAUAAACUUAACGGGCACCCUGACUUUAAAGUCGAAUAUAAUGUAAACAACAAGUUUGCAAAAAAUAGUAAAUUUUGUUUAUUUGUGUACGGGUAUGAUGACAUGGCAUGGAUGGUGGAAGCGAUGGGAUCACGAUGUGUGCCGGUGGUGAUUACUGACCGUCCGAUACAAGAUUUACCUUUGAUGGACGUGAUUGAUUGGUCGGAAAUAGCGGUGUUUGUGGGGACCAGUGGUGGUGUUGAAGGCGUGAAAAGGGUGUUGGAUGGAAUUAAUGAGAGUCGUUAUGAAGAAAUGAUGGAAUCAGGUGUGACGGCAACACGACAUCUAGUAUGGAACGAGGAACCACAACCGCAGGAUGUGUUUCAUAUGAUUGUUUAUCAGUUGUGGCUCAGAAGACAUACCAUUAGAUACGCCAGAUGGACCGAGUAAUUAAUACUGUAGUAGUUUGAUUACAUGACUAGUACUUUGUUUUCUACAUAUUUUUUUGUUCUUUCUUUCUAUUUUUAGAUGCCGUUUAUAAUGAAAUAAGACAUUAUUUAGCA